This is a messenger RNA of Meloidogyne enterolobii, 500 nucleotides long. NCBI's taxonomy places the organism in Eukaryota, Metazoa, Nematoda, Chromadorea, Rhabditida, Meloidogynidae. The record is from the annotation of a GenBank genome assembly.
UAACUCUAGUCAAAUCAAACAUUCUUUGUUGUGAUGGUUUUAUUGAAUUUAAUUUUGUUGAGGAAGAAGAUUUAUUACAAGUAUUAAAUAAAGCUAUAGAAUUGAGGCAUUUAUUACUUAAAUCUGUUGAAUUAAAAUUAAAUAAUGAUGAAUAUGCUGAUUUUAAAGAUGUUUGUAAAAAUAUUGUUAAAUUUUCGAGAAUGCAAAAUUCGUUUAGCUUAAGAAGAAGAAUCGACCCUCCAAAACAUUUGCGUUAUGGAAUUUUUACUGCUAAUGGUGAAGAAUAUAUUAAAAAUAAAUUUUUGGAAGGAAAUGAGCAAUUAUUUAAUGAAUUUAAAUUUGGUUCUAUUGAGGAGGAAAUAGCAUUAGAAAAUGAAUUAAAUUUAAAUUUAAUUGAUGAAAAGAAAAUUAAAGGAAAAGAAUAUUUUUGUGAAAAAUGUCAAAAGAAAUUUUGGUUUGAAGAUAAUGUGCAAAUAUUAAAACAUAAAAAAGAACACUAA